This is a messenger RNA of Centrocercus urophasianus (Greater sage-grouse), 2804 nucleotides long. RefSeq names its product endoplasmic reticulum mannosyl-oligosaccharide 1,2-alpha-mannosidase-like. The annotation marks the transcript as partial. The record is from RefSeq and is a predicted model, not a curated record. Gene Ontology annotation, molecular function: mannosyl-oligosaccharide 1,2-alpha-mannosidase activity; calcium ion binding. Lineage: Eukaryota; Metazoa; Chordata; Aves; Galliformes; Phasianidae. Gene Ontology annotation, cellular component: membrane; endoplasmic reticulum. Gene Ontology annotation, biological process: N-glycan processing; carbohydrate metabolic process. The transcript is spliced from 7 exons.
UGCUAUAUUUUAUACUUUGCAGAGUUUGAAGAAGCAAGAAAAUGGGUAGCAAACGAUUUAGCCUUUGAUAAAAAUGUGGAUGUGAACCUGUUUGAGAGCACUAUUCGUAUCCUGGGAGGCUUGCUGAGCACCUACCAUCUCUCUGGGGAUAGCCUCUUCCUGGAAAAAGCUAAGGACAUUGGGGACAGGCUCAUGCCCGCCUUCAGGACUCCUUCCAGGAUCCCGUACUCCGACGUCAACAUUGGCCGUGGCACCGCUCACCCGCCCCGCUGGACGUCGGACAGCACUGUGGCAGAGGUGACCAGCAUUCAGCUGGAGUUCAGAGAGCUGUCUCGCCUCACUGGGGAUGAAAAGUACCAGAAAGCUGUCGAUGAGGUGAUGAAGCAUGUUCACACCCUUUCAGGGAAAAAUGAUGGACUGGUGCCUAUGUUCAUAAACACCAACAGUGGGCAGUUCACUCACUUAGGUGUUUAUACUCUGGGAGCCAGAGCUGACAGCUACUACGAGUAUUUGCUCAAGCAGUGGAUUCAGGGUGGGAGAACAGAAAAUGAACUGCUGGAGGACUACAUGAGAGCCAUAGAAGGCGUGAAAAAGCAUCUUCUUCAGAGGUCACAACCCAAGAAGCUUACCUUUGUAGGAGAGCUUGCUCAUGGCCAUUUCAGUGCCAAGAUGGAUCACUUAGUUUGUUUUCUGCCUGGGACUUUGGCUCUGGGAGCUCACAAUGGAUUGACUGCUGAUCACAUGAAGCUGGCUGAAGCUCUGAUAGAAACGUGUUACCAGAUGUAUGCACAAGUAGAGACAGGCCUGAGCCCAGAGAUCGUGCACUUCAAUCUCCAUGCACAAAAGGGCCACAAAGAUGUAGAAAUCAAGCCUGCAGACAGGCACAACUUACUGCGACCAGAAACUGUGGAAAGCCUUUUUUACAUGUACAGAUUCACCGGAGAUAAGAAAUACCAGGACUGGGGCUGGGAGAUCUUGCAGAACUUCAAUAAAUACACACGGGUUCCUACGGGUGGCUAUACUUCUAUUAACAACGUUCAGAACCCCAGUAACCCAGAGCCACGAGAUAAGAUGGAGAGCUUCUUUCUUGGGGAAACGCUCAAAUACAUGUUUCUGCUGUUCUCAGAUGACAUAGACUUAAUUAAUCUUGACAAAUACGUAUUUAACACAGAAGCUCAUCCACUCCCCAUCUGGGUGCCAGCAUAGACUGGAUCACAGCAGGGCUUCCAGUGGUGGUGUUUUUACCUUCAAGUCACUUUACUUUUCAGGGUGUGUGGAGAGAUGCUAUACGACACUUUUCCGGCUUAAACAAACCUUUGAGAAAGCAUCUCCCAUUUGGAGAUGUCACGUCAGUCUUAAACCUAAUCCCUGUGCUUUGGACCUGGGAUGAAAAAACUGUGCAAUAUGAAGCUGCUUUUCCUGGUAUUGGUGGUGAGGCUCAGAGAAUAUUCAUAGCGUGGACCAUGGCACAGGGCUCCGGUGGAUCAGAACCCCUGCUGUCAGUCUUACUAAAUGCUAAUUAAAUGCCAGGAAUGCAGAAAGUUGUCUUAAAGCACAGGAGUGUCUGGAAAGAAGGAAUAAGCCUACAGGUUUCUGGUUUAUUCCCAACAUGUGAAACACCUGGUUGUGGCACCACUUCUUCGUAGUGCCCGUGGUGUUUCAGAUGGUAAGUGGAAUAAACAGUGGAUGUUGUCCCAGGUGGAAUUAAAGCUGUCAGUGGUGGUGCUGAUGGUCAGAUCUCAUUCCAAACAACCAAGCUAUGCUGCAUCGUGUUAGGAGGAGGAAGGGGCAGCAAAGUGUCUGUAGCACAGUGUCUUAGUUUUAUAGAGCACUUUGAACAGUCUGUUCAAGCGGUGGCUGAAAUGAAUGGUGGGAGAGAAUUUGCUGCUGGUUUGGCUCAAAACGAUAUAUAAUUUUGUAGACAUAUUGCAGUUUUUUAACUUAUCUGCAGCAAUGCAGGAGACAAUGUGAAAAAAGUGAAUACACGUGCAUUUUAUGUAUUAAUUGCAUCAGUUAGACUCAGGUAUUCUGACUGAAAGCUGCUUUGUGAGGUUGGGCACUGGGAAAGCUUGUGAGCGCAUUAGGUGUAAUUCCACGUCAGCCUCCUCCCAUCCCUUCCUGUUCACAUCUUGCAUUGUGUUUGUUGACCCAGCGGGCUUAGAACUGUAUAGCAAGCUUCAUGUUACUCAUCAGUUUGUGGACUGUGGAGAAGCUGUCAGGUUUGGGGUUGUUGUUUUUGAUAGGAGUACUUUGGGUAGAAGUAUUUCCACGAGGAGCUCUACGAGCAGACAGCCUCCACGUGUUGUGACAACUUCUGGUCACAGCAGUUACUGAAAUCUGUUCCGUUUGAAAAGAAAGCAGAGUUAGGCUUGCUUCUUAAAGAAUCCUAUGGGAGCCUUCAGACCUUCUGUUUUUACAUGUGCAAGAUAGGUUUUAAACCACGAGUUAGGAAUUGAGUGUUCUUCUGUUCCAGCAUUCUGCAGCUUUCUAUCUUUUGAUUUUGUAACUGUAUGCACAGUCUUACUUUCACCAAUCUCAGAAAUGUGCUCGUUUGUAUGUUUUUAAAGAGAUCCUUCUUGCUGAAACCUUUUUUCCUCUCUGAUGAAUGAAUGGGAGCAGUGGGAAGUACGCAGUGUGUGGGGCUGGGGGUGAGACCCAGCCCCUCAUAAUCGAGGGUUUCAAAACAGAACGAAUCCAGUCUGACGCCACGGGUUGAUCUCCAGCGCUUUGGGUGUCUGUGUGUUUUACAGCCUUUGUAACCUUUGAUCUGUAAAGUAAAAUGCUGCUUUGUUCUGUGCUGUCAA